UCCUUCUCCGUCUCUACUGCUUCUGCCCCUCUCUCUCUCUCUCUGAGCGAUUGAAAUUCGUCUCUGCAAAUGGCGUCUGAAGGGACCUUGAACUGCAUCGACAUCCUCUUGGCGAUCAUCCUCCCUCCUCUUGGCGUUUUUCUCAAGUUCGGAUGCGAGGUGGAGUUUUGGAUAUGUUUGCUGCUGACGCUUUUCGGAUGGUUGCCUGGAAUCAUCUACGCCGUCUAUGCCAUAACCAAGUGAAGAUAAAUGGUUCGUUUGGUUUCCGUUAACGGCUUCCGUUAUCACCAUUGGGGAAUGACGCCGUCGAUCUAUUGCUUUUUAACUGCUGCGGCUGAUUGUGACCGUUGAUUGUUCUUCUUCGUGCCCUUUUGUGUGUGUGUGUGUUUUUUUUUUUUUUUUAUAAGGAUUUUUUCUGUAAUUUGCUUGUGGAUGUAUCUGCGUCUGGUUUUAGAAUAAAACGACUGUAGAGUUCUGUUUC
Magnolia sinica is the source of this 481-nucleotide messenger RNA. RefSeq names its product hydrophobic protein LTI6B-like. Gene Ontology annotation, cellular component: membrane. NCBI's taxonomy places the organism in Eukaryota, Viridiplantae, Streptophyta, Magnoliopsida, Magnoliales, Magnoliaceae. The transcript is spliced from 2 exons. The record is from RefSeq and is a predicted model, not a curated record. Bases 70 to 243 code for a protein of 57 amino acids.